CUUCCUGGCUUCCCAUUCGUCGCGACGCUCCAAACCCCACACCAACCAGCCUCGCUCGCGGACGAGCCGAACCGCUUCCCCGUCUUCCCCGUCCCCCGAGAUUCCGCGGGACGUCACCAUCAUCCGGCUGUUCGCGCAGGUCGCCGUCUCCCCUCCUCCCCCAGAUGACCGAAAUGAUUACUGCCCUACCACAGCCACCACCGCGCAGUUACCGCUCCUCUUCGCGUUGCUAAUUACUCUCCCUCUCUCGCUAACCCCCCUCUCCGGUACCGGUUGAUCCCCCUCUAAUCGCCGAUCGCUGCCAUGUCCUCGUCCUCCUCCUCGUGCGACGAGAGCGGGAACCCUAGCCCCCCGGCGGCGGGGGUGGCGGGGGCCGCGUCGGCGGCGGCGGGGGCGUGGCCGAGGCGGCACUGCCGCGACGUGUUCUGGCUGGUGGUCUUCCUCCUCCACCUGCUCGUCUUCGGCGCCGCGCUCGUGCUCUUCGGCCUCAACCGCUUCCGCCAGGUUGACCGCUUCAACAUCGGCCGCUUCACCAACUUCACCGCGGAGCCCUGGGGCGUCGCCGCAUCGCCGGAGACCGCUCCGCCGCCGCCCUCGGUGGAGGUGCCUGACGUGGUGUCGGCGCCGGCGUCCGAGCUCACGGAGACGUACUGGAAGUACUACGGGGUCGCGGGGGGCGUGGGGGCGGCGCUCGCGUGGGCGUGGCUGGCGGCAGCGGCCGGGAGGAAGGACGGGGGGAGGGUGGUCAUGCGGACCGCCGUGCACAGCCUCACGGCGUACCUCGCCGUCGUCAGCGUGCUGUGCUUUUGGGGGAAGCACUUCUUCUGGGGCGUCGCGCUUGCUGUCGGCGCCGGCCUGCACUUCCUCUACGUCAUGUCAGUGCUCGAUAGGUUUCCCUUCACAAUGCUAGUACUGCAGAAGGCAGUAAGAAUUGUAUGGGAACUUCCUGAUGUGAUGAGAGUUGCAUAUGCAUUUGUGCUAGUCAUGCUUUGUUGGAUGGCAUUAUGGUCCUUUGGAGUUUCUGGUAUUGUUGCCUUUGGCAUGCCAAAUGGUGGGCAAUGGUGGCUGCUAUUGAUUUUUUCAGUCAGUUUAUUUUGGACUGGAGCUGUCCUUAGCAAUACUGUCCAUGUCAUUGUGUCAGGGAUGGUUUUCCUUGUUCUCAUUCACGGUGGACCAGCUGCUGCAUCGAUGCCCCCAAAACCGCUUCUAAAGUCGCUUCAAUAUGCUGUAACGACUUCAUUUGGAAGCAUUUGCUAUGGAUCACUUUUUACAGCUGCUAUUAGGACUCUACGUUGGGAGAUUCGUGGAAUCCGAUCUAAAAUUGGCAGCAACGAGUGCUUGCUGUGCUGUGUUGAUUUUGUGUUUCAUAUUGUGGAGACACUUGUUCGCUUCUUCAACAAAUAUGCAUAUGUACAGAUUGCUGUCAAUGGACAGAGUUUCAAUCGCUCAGCUAGGGAUGCUUGGGAGCUGUUUCAAUCCACAGGGAUCGAAGCACUUGUUGCUUAUGACUGUUCGGGUGCUAUCCUUCUGAUGAGCACCAUUUUAGGUGGGUUAAUUACUGGAACUUGUACAGGCGUUUGGACAUAUUUCAAACAAAGUGAUAAAGCUGUUAUGGUUGGUUCAACCUCUAUGCUGAUGGGUAUGAUACUGGUUGGACUAACUGUUGUGGUUGUGGAAAGUGCUGUUACAUCAAUAUAUAUAUGCUAUGCCGAGGAUCCCCUUUUGAUUCAGAGAUGGGAUCCUGAAUUUUUCGAGCAAAUGUCUGAGACACUACACGAGCGAUUGCAGUACCGAAGUGCUCGUGCUCGCCAAAUACUGAAUGGUCGGCUUGAUCGUUUGCCAAAUACGUCGAGUAUUUGAAUUGCGGGUUAAAUAUUGCUCGUUUAUGUGAAUCCAUCAAAACUUAGGUAGGCAUUUGCAGAAGAAAAGAAGUUUUGGAUCUUCCUGCCAUUGAAAUUUAGAGAACUGAGGUGCCCCAGCAAUCUUGGAGGCUAUCCGAAACCACAGAAUGUUCCCAUAUCCCAAUGAAGCAGUGACGUGUUCAUGCUCAGGUAUUACGGCAAUGUUAGUUUUAUUUGUAUAGGCUUUUGUGGAAAGAUAGAAAUUGUUAAAUCCAUCUUCGAGAUUAAGCUUUUGUGAUGCAUAGUGGUUGUGGUUGUUCAUUAUUUAAUGGAAACACUUGUGCAUAUUAGUCAGUGCGGCAAUGUGUUCUAUUCUUUAUUUUGUAGUCGUAAGAUUUGUAGGUAUGGAAGAAUUUUUUUCUUUCUUUUUUGAACUUUGAUGGGUCUCAAUGUUGACUGCGACUGUGCUUGGCUGCCUGCACUGCAAACGGCCCUUGUAAGCGUAUAGCCAAGUCUGAAAAACAUGUAGGCAACAGUUCAUGGUUGGCUGGUUGUACAAUACAUCAUUGCUUCUCAUA
This is a messenger RNA of Phragmites australis (common reed), 2419 nucleotides long. RefSeq lists its product as uncharacterized. Gene Ontology annotation, molecular function: transmembrane transporter activity. Gene Ontology annotation, cellular component: membrane. The coding region runs from base 304 to 1860 and encodes 518 amino acids. Lineage: Eukaryota; Viridiplantae; Streptophyta; Magnoliopsida; Poales; Poaceae. The record is from RefSeq and is a predicted model, not a curated record. The transcript is spliced from 6 exons. Gene Ontology annotation, biological process: transmembrane transport.